UGUCUCUGAUGGAAAAACCAAAUCGACCACAACGCAAUCGUCGUCACAGUAGACGUGCCUGGCCACCAGAAGAUGAUUUACAUUAUCCACGAGCAGCCAAACGCCUUUUCACUCCCGAAAUCAAGCGAAUGCUAAAAGAAUGGCUGGUGCGAAGACGUGAAAAUCCCUAUCCCAGUAGGGAGGAGAAAAAACGCCUUGCCAUAGAUACAGGGCUGACAUAUACCCAAAUUUGUAAUUGGUUUGCCAAUUGGCGUCGUAAAUUGAAAAAUGCCGAAAGAGAAAAGUCAAAGAAGUCCUGGGGUCAUCUUAUCAAAAACUACAAUACCAAUGCCAAGGGUAAUGUCGAACAAUUUAGUAUAUCAUCGGAGGAUAGCAUAUGGGAAGAGGAGGAACAACAAUAUCGACGUCACCAGCAUAGUGAUAACGACUAUGAGGAUGAUGAUGACUUAGAUUCAAUGUGUGAUCUAGAUGGUUCAAGUGGUAGUGGUUCGACAGAUACCACAACAACGGAACGUAAUGACAACGGUAGCGGAUGCAGUACAAUAAGCAGUAGCAUUGGCCAAAGUGAUUAUCACUCAAUGGAUAUGCAUCAAAAUAGGAAUGGCUAUACCACUCUGACUUUACACAAUGAUCCUAGUGAUUUGUUUAUAGGACGUGAGGUAGAUGUGCUCACGACAAAUGCCACCUGUCAAAUAACACAGAGUGCUGCAAGUGCGGGUACUAAAACCAAAUACAAACAGAAAAUGAUGGAAAAAUAUUUAAGAGAUACUUAUGAUACAACGACACCACCGACCAUCUCACCCACCACCACAAUGGUACAUAUUGAUUAUAGUGGACAGCCAGUAACAUCGGAUAGUGGGCAACAUGCCACCGCCACAGUAUAUUGUAAUGCUACGAAUACAACAAUUAUUAAAUCGGGAGCAGAGUUAUCCAAAUGGUUGGAAAGUGCUGCGAAAUUUACACCAAAUAAAAAUAACUAUUUCAUUGAGUGGAAUAGUAAAAGAAACAAAAACGAUAAGAAACCCAUAUUGGUGACAACAACGACAACAAAAUCAUUACAAAUAACAAAUUCAACAACCACUCCAAAUACGCAGGCGCAUCACCAUCUACCAGACAACGACCAUACGGAUCAUAUCUAUAAUUCCAUUCAUCAUAAAGAUGAAUUGGAUGCCGCUGAGGCCCUGGCUAAUUUGGCGUUUAAUUGUCGCCAGCGGAUGAUGGAUGCAAAUGUUAAAGCGGGCUGUGGUAAUACAUUUCAACGGCCCCUAAAUGCAAUAAGUUCCUAA
This is a messenger RNA of Musca vetustissima, 1286 nucleotides long. RefSeq names its product iroquois-class homeodomain protein irx-5-like. Gene Ontology annotation, cellular component: nucleus. The transcript has 4 exons. The coding region runs from base 9 to 1286 and encodes 425 amino acids. The record is from RefSeq and is a predicted model, not a curated record. Gene Ontology annotation, biological process: muscle organ development; cell development; regulation of transcription by RNA polymerase II. NCBI's taxonomy places the organism in Eukaryota, Metazoa, Arthropoda, Insecta, Diptera, Muscidae. Gene Ontology annotation, molecular function: DNA-binding transcription factor activity, RNA polymerase II-specific; RNA polymerase II cis-regulatory region sequence-specific DNA binding.